GGUGAACAUCUUUCUUUCCGGACAAUACCCAUGUCUCUGAUUCGAACUUUUUCCAUGAUGUUAGGAGAAAUAGACUUUUUGGGUACUUACGUCAGACCAUACUACAUGACUAAUGACGCUGAAAAAUCUUUUCUACCAUUUCCAAUACCAGCUUUCUUGAUUCUUGGUCUCUUCAUGGUGCUGAUGCCAAUAUUGCUGAUGAACCUCCUAAUCGGUUUGGCUGUUGGUGAUAUUGAGUCUGUCAGGAGAAAUGCUCAAUUGAAAAGGCUUGCAAUGCAGGUUGAGCUACACACCGAACUGGAGAGGAAAUUACCCCAUUGUCUACUAGAAAAAAUCCACAAAAGCGAAUUGAUUGAAUAUCCGAACAGUACAAAAUCCAAAAUAGGAUUUUUGGACUCAAUCCUCAAAAAAUGGUUUGGUAAUCCAUUUUCUGGAGAAG
This is a messenger RNA of Leptinotarsa decemlineata (Colorado potato beetle), 439 nucleotides long. It is a transcript of the gene TrpA1, whose product is annotated as Transient receptor potential cation channel A1. Gene Ontology annotation, molecular function: monoatomic ion channel activity; protein binding. Gene Ontology annotation, biological process: monoatomic ion transmembrane transport. Gene Ontology annotation, cellular component: membrane; transmembrane transporter complex. The record is from RefSeq and is a predicted model, not a curated record. NCBI's taxonomy places the organism in Eukaryota, Metazoa, Arthropoda, Insecta, Coleoptera, Chrysomelidae.